This is a messenger RNA of Corylus avellana, 1690 nucleotides long. Its product is annotated as Methyltransferase family protein. The record is from RefSeq and is a predicted model, not a curated record. Lineage: Eukaryota; Viridiplantae; Streptophyta; Magnoliopsida; Fagales; Betulaceae.
UGGGAGUAAAGUUAUAAAUGGUGGUUAUGACCAAGGCUUCACACUGCUGUUGAUCGGAUUGUGGCCGCAGGAUGCGUCAAAGGUUUCACAGAAGUCGGAAACACAAAGGUUGAUUGUUUUGAGGUGGCAUGUCCCUUAGGCAAUAAAGAUUAAGUGGCACCUUCGAAAGUUUUUCUAUAAAGAAUCGGCUAAGUUGUUGGCUUUUUAUUGGGGUAUGGCUCUAGAAAUUGUUUAUACCCGUAAAGUAUUUAACUUUAGAUCUUAAAAGAAGUAAAUCCUUCGGACCAAGAUGUUCACCGCUUGAGCCAAAUAUGAGCUAAACGCUAAAUAAUAUUUUUAGCUAAAAUAAUUUUCAUUGAAUUUAAAAAGAAAAAAAAAAAAACAUUUUAGAGAGAAACGAACCAAGCGUAAAUAGAUGGGACAAGAGAAGUAUGAGACAUAUGAAUCUACCAAUUGAAUGGAGGCAGCGGAGUACUUCUCCAAGGACUUCGAGUGGGAGGAGCUGAAAGCAGAGGUCGAAAACGACUCUUCGUUUCGCUUCCACUUGCUCCCGUUCCAACCUCCAAAUCGCCCUUCUCAAACGGCAACAGAAGACGAUUCAGCGGCAUGGAAGAGAUUUCACAUCCGUCACUCCUCCGGCAAAUUCUUCAAGGAGAGACGGUACUUACUGAAGGAAUUCCCAGAACUAGUCUCCCGUGGAGAAUGUUCUAAGGUUUUGGAGGUGGGAUGUGGCAAUGGCAGUACUGCUCUCCCAAUUUUGCGUGGCAAUGAACACAUCAUUGUUUAUGCAUGCGAUUGUAGCAGUGAGACUCUGGAGAGGGCUGAAGGGAUUAUAGAUGCCGCUACUUCUGCAUCUGUUAGACAUCGUUUCCAUACAUUCUAUUGUGAUUUUUCAAUAGUUGGUUUUCCAAAGUGGUUGGCCUGCCAUACCUGCCAGGAAGUUUUUCUGCAAAAACAGCAAAGUUUCUUGUCAGAUGUGAAAGAAAGUAAUGGAAGUUAUUUUAAUGAUUCGUGUCCACCGGAAGAAAGUGGCUGUUGCAUUGGUGGUGUGGAUUUUGUUACCUUGAUAUUUACUCUAUCAGCUGUACCAUUCCAGAGGAUGCCAACAUCCAUCAAGGAGUGCUUUUCCGUUUUAAAGCCAGGAGGCAUGCUCUUAUUCAGGGAUUAUGGUCUAUAUGAUAUGACUAUGCUUCGAUUUGAGUCUGAUCAAAGAGUAGGGUUCAGGGAAUACAUGCGAUCGGAUGGAACCCGUUCUUAUUUCUUCUGUUUAGAUACCAUAAGAGAUCUCUUUGCAGGUGCCGGCUUCAUUGAGCUUGAGCUUGAAUAUUGUUGUGUUAAAUCUGUGAAUCGCCGAAAUCAGAAGAGCAUGCGGAGAGUAUGGGUUCAUGGGAAGUUUCAGAAGCCCAUGUGAAGUGAUUUGUCAGAGAUACCUCUGUUGUUGAGGUACCAUUUGAAGAGUUGAUGAAUUUUUCUUACCCUACGGUUUAGGGCUGCAAUCGAGUAGAGUCGAGCUGAGUAUUGUUCAAGCUCUGUUUAUUUAAUUUUAUUUUGAACAAGAGUUGAACUCAAGCUAGAUAAUUUGUUCAAGCAUGACUCAUUUAUUUUUCGAGCAAAUUCGAGCUUGUUCACGAACUUCUUAGUCAACUUAUUCAUUUCUUCUAUAAAGUAAAUAUCAGGAUUGUUUUUUUUU